Molecule: messenger RNA, 1997 nt
Organism: Megalops cyprinoides (Indo-Pacific tarpon)
Lineage: Eukaryota; Metazoa; Chordata; Actinopteri; Elopiformes; Megalopidae
Product: putative RNA-binding protein Luc7-like 1
Exons: 10
Coding region: 146-1270 (374 amino acids)
Biological process (GO): mRNA splice site recognition
Cellular component (GO): U2-type prespliceosome; U1 snRNP
Molecular function (GO): mRNA binding
Source: RefSeq, a predicted model, not a curated record
ACGGAGGAAACGAGUGGCGAUGUGAAAUCGUCAGCCAGUUUAGGAUUCAAGAAAAACUGCUUUAUUUAUAGUGUAUAUAAACUACUGAUAUAUAUUCAUAUAUACAAUAUAAUACUUCACAGUAAAAUUUAAACAAGUGUCCGCAAUGUCGGCCCAAGCUCAAAUGAGAGCUCUUCUCGACCAGUUAAUGGGGACGGCGAGGGAUGGUGAUGAGACUCGACAGAGGGUGAAGUUCACAGAUGAGCGCGUCUGCAAAAGCCACCUCCUGAACUGCUGCCCCCAUGACAUUCUCUCUGGAACACGCAUGGACCUGGGCGAGUGCUCCAAAAUUCACGACCUGGCACUGCGAGCAGAUUAUGAAAUUGCCUCCAAGGAGAGAGAUCUGUUCUUUGAGCUGGAUGCUGUGGAUCACUUGGAGUCCUUCAUUGCAGACUGUGACAGACGGACAGAACUAGCCAAGAAACGUCUUGCAGAAACUCAGGAAGAAAUAAGUGCUGAAGUUGCAGCAAAGGCUGAGAAGGUGCACGAGCUGAACGAGGAGAUCGGGAAGCUGCUGGCCAAAGCAGAGCAGCUGGGUGCUGAGGGCAAUGUGGACGAGGCACAGAAGGUCCUGCAGGAAGUGGAGAAAGUCCGCAGCAGGAAGAGGGAUGCCGAGGAGGAAUACAGGAACUCCAUGCCGGCCUCCAGCUUCCAGCAGCAGAAGCUCCGUGUGUGUGAAGUGUGCUCCGCCUACCUUGGUCUGCACGACAACGACCGGCGGCUGGCUGAUCACUUCGGGGGCAAACUGCACCUGGGCUUCAUCCAGAUCCGAGAGAAGCUGGAGCAGCUGAAGAAAGCUGUGGCGGAUAAGCAAGAGAAGCGAAACCAGGAGCGUCUGAGGAGGAGAGAAGAGAGGGAUCGAGAGGAGAGGAUGAAGAGGAGAACAAGAUCACGGAGCAGAGAGCGUAAAAGAUCUCGCUCUCGGGAGCAGAGGAGGCGCCGUUCCCGUUCUGCCUCGCGGGAGAAACGCCGUUCCCGCUCGCGCUCCAAAGAGAGGGAGAGACGCGACAGGCACCGCAGCCGUUCCCACAGCAAGGGCCACCGGCACAGCCGGGACCGGGACCGUGACCGUGACCGAGACCGUGAACGCGACCGCAGCUCCAAGCACAAGUCUUUGCGGGAUCGGGACCGCGAGCGCUCAUCGCAGGACAGGUCGCGGGAGCGGGACAGGAGGAGGACCUCGGAGGGGAUGAACGGGAGGGCGGAGGAGAGGGAGAUCGGAGAGAUCUGAGUGCCUAGCUCCUUUCCACUGUGCGUCCACAAACUGCCCUGCCGCCGGUAAUCCUGGCCCCCGGCUCUGCAUUCCCCCGCAACAUCAUGGCUUCUUUAGCUCACCUAGAUAUAGUUUUUCUUUGUUUUUGUACUUGUAGGGGCAGUUUCACUUGUCAAUGUUUUUUUUUUUCUUUUUGUGUUUUUCAUGUGGAUUUAAAUGAAGGGCAGAUGAGGAUUUAAGGAUUUUAGAGACGUAUCUGACGUUUAGCCAGUAGUAUUGCGAAUAAACUUGUUUUUGGUUUUGUAUUUUACAUUUCCAUAAUUCAUAAAUUUGAGCCUAACUGUUGUCUUGAAUGAAUGUCGUCCUUUCAGAUUGGGAAAGAAGUGUAAUGUGCUUACUUCCUGUCUGCCAUUUUAAAAGUAAAUCCAGCCUGUUGGAAGGAUUAAAUGAAUUUUUAUGUCCCAGAUGUCUCAUGUAAAAGGUUCCAAUUGUAAUUUCCUGCUGUUGGGUACGAAUUUGAUGUCAUUUUAUUUUUUAAGUAUUUGCCCUUCAAACAUUUCAUGUAGUGAGAAAGGACACGUGUGUAAAGUCAUAGGUGAAGCUAACAUCCAAAAGGUGACCUCUGUUUGGAGGGAAUGGAUUUGAAAUGUGGAUUUUAACUUGAUCUGUAAAUGUAUCCUGUAUUAAACAUUUUUGUGGUUAAGAACAUAUGACCCCAUGAAACGAUAUUGAUAUUGUACAUUUU